CUUGUAUGUAAAGUUGCCACAUACUUUCCAAAAACAUGUCACGGUCAUGGUUGUUUUGUUGUAGCAUGAACAGCCAUUUUAGAAAGAAAAAGUGUAUUAACCUUAUAGAUACGUUGAGCAAAAGCUAUUCUCAAGUAUCGAUAGCAGGAAUUCCAUCCUUUGUCAAAGUUGUUGAAGUGGGUCCUAGAGAUGGCCUGCAGAAUGAGAAAGAGCUUGUCCCCACAGCCGCCAAGAUAGAACUGGUUAACAAGCUGUCCCUGGCUGGCAUCAGAAAUAUAGAAGUGACCAGCUUUGUGUCUCCAAAAUGGGUGCCACAGAUGGCGGACCAUACAGAAGUGAUGAAAGGGAUCACCAGAUAUGACAAUGUUGUCUACUCAGCCCUUACACCUAACCUCAAAGGCUUUGAAGCUGCUUUGGAGGCGGGUGCAAGUGAGGUGGCCAUUUUCGGAGCAGCUUCAGAGAGCUUUAGCAAGAAGAACAUCAACUGUACAAUAGCUGAGAGUAUAGAUAGGUUUGGGGCGGUGGUGACAGCUGCCAGCAGGGCAAGGCUACCUGUUAGAGGGUAUGUGUCAUGUGUGCUUGGUUGCCCGUAUGAGGGAGACAUUGCCCCGCAGAAGGUGGCUCAAGUUGCCAAACUUAUGUAUGAUCUUGGUUGUUACGAGAUCUCGUUAGGUGACACGAUUGGUGUGGGUACCCCAGGGGCUAUGAAAGCGCUGUUGGCUGAGGUCAGCAAGGUCAUUCCCGUGGAGAAACUCGCAGUCCACUGUCAUGACACGUACGGCCAGGCACUCGCCAACAUUCUGGCUGCUCUACAGAUGGGUGUAAGUGUGGUUGACAGCUCAGUUGCGGGGCUGGGUGGAUGUCCAUACGCCAAGGGUGCGAGUGGUAAUGUCUCUACGGAGGACGUCGUCUACAUGCUGCAUGGGCUCAACAUCAAAACGGGUAUACAUAUUGAAAGAUUGAUAGAAGCCGGCCAGUUUAUCUCCAAAGUGUUAAAGCGACCAACACAUUCCAAGGUUGCCCAAGCAACAAAGUCUUCACUGUAGAGCUCUGGAUGUGGAACAAAGUCUUCACUGUCGAGCUCUGGGUGUGAAACAAAGUCUUCAUUGUAGAGCUUUAGAUGUGAAACAAAGUUAUCAUUGUAGAGAUCUGGGUGUGGAACAAAGUCUUCACUGUAGAGCUCUGGAUGUGGAUCAAAGUCUUCACUGUAGAGCUCUCCAUGCGGAACAAAGUCUUCAUUGCAGAGCUCUGGAUGUAGAUCAGAGUCUUCAUUGAAGAGCUCUGGAUGUGAAACAAAGUCUUCAAUGUAGAGUUCUGAAUGUGAAACAAAGUCUUCACCAUAGAGCUCUGGGUGUGGAACAAAGUAUUCACGGUAGAGCUCUAGAUUUGGAACAAUCAUUUCACUGUAAAGCUUUGGAUGUGAAACUAGUCUAUAACAUAGUCAUUUUGGAGCACUGAAAAUACAUCAUCAUCAGCUGUGGUGUAGUGAUUUACAUAUGGGACCAGCUAUCCAGUGACAUUGGUUUGAUCCCUGUGUGUUAGCAAAGAUUUUGAUGCAUAUUUAGUACCGUAUUUAUUAUUUAUACAGUGACCAAGUGUUGUUUUAAUAAUGGCGUGUGUAUGGUGUGGGAAUUGAGAACUUAUUUGUGAACAAAGUCUCCACUUAAACAUAAUAUUACAGUUUGUUGAAUCUUUCCUUUGAGGAUAUUCUUACAAGCAAGAAGAUGUUUUUGACAUCAGCUUAUAUUUUUAUUUUGUAUUUGUAAUUAUAACUGUCAGAAUUGAUCAUAUUGAAGGCAAUGUAUUCAGUGAUAUAAAGCAGUUAGCUUUCCAAUAUUUUGUUUUUAAUUAUCUUAAGUUUAAACAGUAUAUAUUUUACAAUGAUUGUGAAGUAAGUAAUGAUAACUUAUACUUAGUCACUCUCGUUGGCACGGUGUUGAGGAGAGUGUGUGGUCUUGUGUUGUGGGGAAACCGGAGUACCCAGAGAAAGCCCACUUUUCCGGAAUGGCGACUACAAACAAAACUCACAUUUAAUUAUCUUAAUGUUGUUCUUUAAUAGUUUUUCAUUUUUAUAAAAUACUUUUGCUGCAAUAAAACCCAUUAUAUAAAGCAGUUUAAAUGUGAUAUUGCCAGAAGUCUAGACAUAUUUUAGACAAAUCGGGAAAAGAAUAUUUUCCAAACUGUUUUUCGUAUUUUUUUGCAAUUAAGGCACAAAAUUCAUAUAACUUGCAACACUAUUCAUAAUGUGUGGAAGUUUGUUCUAUUGUGUCAAGCUUUUGUUGUUUUAUAGUAUACAUUUCUAUUGGAUUAAAUAUCACUAUUGUUUUGAAAUAUACAAUAACACCAUCAUUGGUUUGUACGAGGGGUGUCUGGGCAGUUCGCGGAAAUAUAUUGUAAAAUGCAAAUUAUGUUCUUCUGAA
Molecule: messenger RNA, 2420 nt
Organism: Mya arenaria
Lineage: Eukaryota; Metazoa; Mollusca; Bivalvia; Myida; Myidae
Product: hydroxymethylglutaryl-CoA lyase, mitochondrial-like
Exons: 9
Coding region: 36-1046 (336 amino acids)
Biological process (GO): L-leucine catabolic process; ketone body biosynthetic process
Molecular function (GO): hydroxymethylglutaryl-CoA lyase activity
Source: RefSeq, a predicted model, not a curated record